Tuber melanosporum (Perigord truffle) is the source of this 3513-nucleotide messenger RNA. RefSeq lists its product as uncharacterized. The coding region runs from base 1 to 3513 and encodes 1170 amino acids. The record is from RefSeq and is a predicted model, not a curated record. NCBI's taxonomy places the organism in Eukaryota, Fungi, Ascomycota, Pezizomycetes, Pezizales, Tuberaceae. The transcript is spliced from 7 exons. Gene Ontology annotation, cellular component: cytoplasm. Gene Ontology annotation, molecular function: protein binding.
AUGGCAUCACCUCCAUUCUACAUCCCAUUUGCCCACUGGGACUCAACCCCGUUUCAACCUCCGUACACCCCGGUCACCACUUCGAAGUUCCUCACGGGAUGGCUUGUUUUAGGCCUGGCCAACGGCGAGCUUCUAAUUCUUUCUACAGCUACCGAUGAUCCCAUUCCACGAGCUCGUCUCUGCGGUCACAAAGAUCCGGUGGUAGCAUUAGAACCCCUCCUCGUCCGCACAGAAACAACCGAACAAGAGUUAUUACUUUCACUGGAUUCUGUAGGGACAUUGUGUAAAUGGUCUCUAGCAGACGGUCGAUGUCUACAGAAUGUCUAUUCGACAGUCUCGUCCAGACCACGGGGGCUACGGAUUGUUAAGAAGCAGAAAGCUGACGCUAAGGAUCCAGUUGUGAUGAUAUAUGGGGCUAGUACUGAGAUUUUAGUUCUUAACGCGGAGACCCUAGAGACGGUGCUCUUGUGGACAGGUAACCUGGAUUGGCCCUUCCCGGUUGUCAGCGGUAGGAGUAGGGUAAUGACCUUAUUACCUGAUGGGCAAAUCCAAGGAUGGGGCUUGAAUGGUCGGAGCAUAGGAGAAGAUGGAAGAGGAAGAUUGGCGCUGGCGAUGGAAAGGGAUCAUACCAAACAGCUCUCGGCGGAGAUCAAGGAGGACAUGGGCAGGAUCAGAGGCUUUGAAAGAGUUUCUGAGAAGGGUUAUGUGAUAAUCCAGAAGACUGGUGUUAGCUCCUAUGUGCUUGAGGAUACAAAGUUCGCGCUCAAAGAGAUCAUGUCGGUGGGCUUGGAGGUUGGUAUCGCCGGAUACCAGAUAGUUCCUAAGAAAGGAGUUAGGAAAGCCUUGGUUAUGGCUUGGUCAGAGGAUGGCCAAAUCAGACUCUUCGAACUGGGUGAAAAUAUGACCUUUGGCCACAGCAUCAAGCUGUCAUUGAAACCUGUACGAGGCAGAGGCACAGUAAUUUCGAUGGCAUGUACAAGACAGGAAGACAAGUAUCUUAUCGCAGCAUUUAGUCAUCUCUGGUCGGAUUCAGGGCGGCAAAGAGCUCAUGGAGAUUUUCUGACGGGCGUGUUCUCAACUAAUGCCGCCAGGAUGGACAUAGAGUGGAUGGAGAAAAAUAAAGCCCUCACCUCGUCUUCCUUGAUCCAAGAUGAUAUCACGUCAUCCUGUUCAGGUAUAUUUGCCAAUAUGCUAGCGAUCGCUUAUGGGUCCAAUAUUCGCCUUCACUCUUUGUCCUCAUUUUUACUCUCAUAUCAUGAUCCCAUCAAGGAGAUACAUAUACCUACCACUGCCCGUAUUUGCCUUCUUAAAAGGGUGAGGGUUGGCGAACACGUUGCACAUGGCAAGGACGCCGGAAUAAAGGGCGGGAAAGAAUAUCUCAUUGUUGGAACUACUAACGGAGAGUUGUUCAUUAUUGAAGCACCCUCAUUCCAACUAUCGAAAAGACUCCCAAUAUCAUCUACAACAGUGCGCUCCGCUAAUCUUCUCCUAUCAAACCUGGGUAAGAGACUACGCUUUGCUCUCAUCGCCUCCUCAGCAGACGGAACUACCACUAUAGUAGAUGUAGAACGCGCUCACAUAAUGGUCACUUUUCCGAGCCACGAUUACACUCCCCUUGUUUCAUACGCCACCAAGACCGCGCAGAACAUAAUCCUUCUAACCUACGAAGAUUACGUACGUCGGGAGUGGGAUUUAGGUGAGGAGGAUGGAGGCGUGCUUAAGGCGCAUCCAUCAUCUCGCGGGAACGAUAGAGAUAGAGGCGCUCUGGGCACAUAUGAGAGAGACCUUGCAGAGGAGGGGUGGCGAGAAGUUCGCGUGGGCAAAUUCGAACUAGUGGAAGAAGACAGAGAAGAUGAGGGGGAUGACGCAAAUGGAGAUGGUACCAUCAAGAAUUGCGAGAGGUUAUGCGAGAGGGGACUUCCGGCCGCCUCCGUCAAUGUUCGGGCUGUUCUGGAUGCAUUAAGUCAUGCAGUAAAGAUAGCUAAAGAACGGACACGAGCUGGCGAAAGGAGGGUCGUGGGAAAUCAUCCUGCCCUCAUUACUGCCAAGUCACUACUUACUUCCCUCGUCCCCGGUGGCAUAGAGGAGCUAUUGGGCUGGGAAGAAGAUGGCCAUGGAUGGCGAACUUCGGUUCAAUCAUUAUUCUUCCGGAGGAAGAAGGCGGCGGUAUUCGGGCAGAUGGGUGCUGGGAAGAACGUAUCCAUACUGGUGAGGGAAGCCUCCAAAGAAACUGAGGAUGGGAUAUUGGGUAUCAGUCCUACCGUAUCCGCAUGUGUAUUGUUGGCUGCUUUGUCCAUUGUGGGCGGACUACUGGAAGCUAGUGGGAAUGGCGAAUUCUUUGAUAAUGUCAUAGAAGGGGCCUUGGGUCGGUUGGCAAUCACAAAGAACGAGCCUGCAUUAGGGGUGUUUGCAAAGUACUGGAUGGACGAGAAUCCAAUAAUGCGAGCAACCGCAAGGAAAUGUCUUAGUAUUUCUGUAGGCACUCUAUCCGAGGAGAGGCGAGCAAACACAAUAGCCUACUGGGCACGUUUCUUACCAGUGCAGGUUCCGCCGGAACUAUUUUCAUCAAAAGAAAUGGUUCGGUCCGUUAUUAUUCUUGGACAGUUAAUCACGGCUCACCCCGAUAGUGUUGAGCAAGGAUUGAAGAAAUGCAUUGCGCUGUCGGUUGAAUUGCUCCUGGGUGACAGUAACCACUCGUUCCAAGACACAGCCAUCGAGCUAGUGGGGCAUGGUUGGACAACUUUUCAAUCCCUCUUCGACCCCUUUGAAGUAAUCCAUAUCUUGAUCCGCAUAUCCGCCUCGACAAUGGAUGACUUCUCCGAAAACCGGCGAAAGACCCUCAACAAAUGCAUACUCGAGAUAGCCGAGAAAAAUUCUCCUCUUCUAGGAUCUGGUCUGGCCAACAAUAUCUCGUACGGUUCGUCUUCUUCUCAACCUGCUGCGUUAGCUGCAGUAUCGCUCUCAACAGCAUUGAGUGUAUCUGUUGCCGCGAUGAGAAUCGUAACGAUGAUAGUUCGUGAGGACGCAAUCCUAUUCCGAGACGUAUUAGGUUUGAUAAUCGCUGCUGUCGUCAAAAUAUUAGACCCGAACGGAGGUCUAAGAGAGAAAGUCAUGCCAACGAUCACGGAAUUGAUUAACGAGAUGGUGGAGGCGUAUCCAAGCAUUGCCUUCCACCGUCCAACGCAGCGGCUCGCACUGUCCAUAUCCCCGGGAAUAAUAAUGAUAUACGAUCUCAAGACCUCUGCGCAAGUGAAUGCCCUACAGGGUCAUCAUAGCCUCGCGAACUUCCUCACCUUCUCGAUCGACGGCAAAUUUCUAGCGGCAGUGGACCUCGAGGAGAACAUGUUCCUUGUUUGGAAGUUCGUGACCGGGCUCCUUAGCUUCAUUGGUGGCGGGAACGAUGGAGCCCCAGCAAUAUUACUACCGAAGAGGAAAGAAGCCUUCGACAACAAACGAAAUGUUGGGAUUGUCGAAAUUGAGGUUUGUAUGACCGUGCCGUGCUCGGGUGAUUGA